Brenthis ino (lesser marbled fritillary) is the source of this 1491-nucleotide messenger RNA. The record is from the annotation of a GenBank genome assembly. Lineage: Eukaryota; Metazoa; Arthropoda; Insecta; Lepidoptera; Nymphalidae.
AUGUGGGUACCCGAUAAAACUAAUAAGAGUUUUAUCUUUACCUGUUUAGAUCAAAAAUAUCAUAGUAUACCUGUAGGUAGAGAACGAUACCAGCUAUGGGGUGGAUGUUUUGAUGAAGAACCUUCAACAGUAUUAAGGCGUCUAAAUGAUUCCCUUGAAAUAGAUUCACGUCUCUUUCGAGAGGAUAUUAAAGGUAGCAAAGCUUGGGCAGCAGAACUUAAUCGAAGCGGACAUUUGGGCAAAGAUGAUAACGAAAUAUUACAAUUAGGACUAAACAAAGUGGAAAAAGAUAUAGAAAGAGAUCUCAGGUAUGGGCGUCUAAAAGAUGCCGAGGAAGACAUUCAUUCGGUUGUUGAAAGACGAUUAAAAGAUUAUGCUGGAGAGUCUGCUUUACGUCUACAUACUGGUCGAAGCCGCAACGAUCAGUCCGCUACCGACACUAAAUUAUGGAUGAUGACAUCUAUUCAAAGAGCGCAGUCCGAGUUAUUACGCCUUAUCAUGGUAUUAUCAAAGAGAGCGCGUGAAGAAAUUGACGUUAUCACUUCGGGAUACACUCACUUACAAAGAGCACAACCAAUUCGUUGGAGCCACUUUCUGUUAAGUUAUGCUUGGAUGUUUCGAGACGACUUCAUAAGACUAGAAGAACAAAAGAAUCGGCUCUCAUCAUGUCCCCUCGGUAGUGGAGCCAUUGCUGGUUGUGCUCUACCCAUCGACCGACGAAGAUUAGCUCAAAGUCUUGGAUUUAACGAAAUCACCCCUAACUCUAUGUUUGCAGUUGGCUCAAGAGACCAUAUAGUCGAAUUUCUCAACUGGGCGUCAUUAUGCGGAAUACAUCUUAGCAGAUUGGCGGAAGAUUUAAUAAUCUAUAGCUCCCAAGAAUUUAGCAUUAUCCAACAUUCAGAUCAAUUUUCUACUGGUUCCAGCCUAAUGCCUCAAAAACGAAACCCCGACGGCUUAGAACUCGUCCGUGGAGCUGCUGGACUUUUAUUAGGAAAUGCAUUCUCUUUCACUUGCAUAUUGAAAGGUUUGCCUAGCACGUAUAAUAAAGAUCUACAGUCUGAUAAAGAAAUUAUUUUCAGAUCCUACGAUAAAUUGAUGGACUGUUUUAAAGUAACCACCGGGACCGUCGAUACUAUGAAAGUAGAUGCUGCAAAAGCCUUGAAAUUAUUAGAUCCAGGCAUGCUAGCAACGGAUCUCGCGCAUGCUCUAGUACGUCGAGGAGUGCCGUUCCGACGCGCACAUCACCUCGUGGGCUCCGCUUUGCGCCGCGCCGCCGCCCUCGGCCUCGACUUGCAGCAACUGCCGCAUCAUGAAUACAAUGCAAUAUGCCCCGAAUUCGGUACUGAAGAAGAUUUACGGAAGAUGUUCUCUUGGGAAGAGAGUGUAGAACAAUAUACAAGUGAAGGUGGUACAUCAAAGGUUGCAGUUCUACUUCAGUUACAGCAACUUGAGAAGUGGAUAAAACCUUAUGAAAUACUUUGUGAAAGGAAA